This is a messenger RNA of Venturia canescens, 968 nucleotides long. RefSeq lists its product as uncharacterized. The transcript has 4 exons. Lineage: Eukaryota; Metazoa; Arthropoda; Insecta; Hymenoptera; Ichneumonidae. The record is from RefSeq and is a predicted model, not a curated record. The coding region runs from base 468 to 968 and encodes 166 amino acids.
AAACUCGGCAAAAAAUGGGUGAACAAUACCCUGAUUUCGUUCGAAAUUCGAUGGAAGCAGUGAUUUCUGAAAUCACUACACUGUUCCGAUUUGAAAUUUGUCAACUCGUAACAGUCUACGAGGGAAAAUCACAUUAAUUUUUGGAAAAUAAUUUGUAGUAGUAAGGUUUAAUCAAUAAGUGCUUAAUAAUAAUUUCUAUUAUAACUAUAAACAUGAAAAUCUUCAAAACCAUUAUACGAACGAAUAAAUUCCUUCAAAUAAAAAACUCAAGUGAAAAAAGAAAAAAGACAGCGCUGCGGACUCGAGUUCAGAUAUCUUCGUGGGAAUAAGCCUAAGACAUCAAAUUGCGAAUUCAGCAGCUGUAUGGGGUGGGGGAGCAAGGUGUCCAACUCGUUCAUUUAGAUGAUCUUCACCUCAUUAGCAGUCCAGUAUUUGAAGUGUUCGAAUCGAGUUAAAAAAGUGAAACAAUGCAGCUCCGUUACGAAGAUUACGUUUCUCCAUCUGACCCAUGGAUAAAACCAGAUAUUUGGGUGGAGGUAACAGAUGGGGAAAGACGGGUGUACCUGAUCUACGACGACAUCACUCCGGAACUUCAGGCUGCUCCGAAGAUAAACGUAUGGAGUUAUCGGAGAGCAGCCAAUGAUGUUGAAGCUCAUCAAAACGCAGUCCGUUCACGGGCAUUAUGGAAACGAAGAAAUACGAAAAAAGAAAUCUUCAGCGGGAAAAGGAAGUCUGAGUCUCCUUCAUGGACCGAUGUCGUUUUCAAAAAACGCAGAGUUAUUCAAGAGAUAGAAAAACAGAAGAAAGAAGAAGAAGAAAUAAAUAAAUGGAAGCUGAUUCCGAUAGAUUUCGACUCGCCCCGACCCCCGAAUGUACAAAAGCUGAGCGUCAGUUUGAAGAGAGUGGUACUUUCCGAGAACGUGGAGGAAGAAAUAAAAGAUCCGAGAAAGAAGAAAAAGCGAAACUGA